Mycotypha africana is the source of this 2225-nucleotide messenger RNA. RefSeq lists its product as uncharacterized. The transcript is spliced from 3 exons. NCBI's taxonomy places the organism in Eukaryota, Fungi, Mucoromycota, Mucoromycetes, Mucorales, Mycotyphaceae. The record is from RefSeq and is a predicted model, not a curated record. Gene Ontology annotation, molecular function: RNA binding. Bases 138 to 2135 code for a protein of 665 amino acids.
UCUGUCUCUUCUUUUUUUCUGCUUUUUCAUUCUUUCUAUUAUAGGGCUAUAUUAGCCAAAACUCAACCAACAGCAACUCGUUAAGAAAAGAACUGGAAGCCCAACAAAAUAGUAACAAUAAUAGCGGCAGUGUUGAUAUGUUAAACCUUUAUAUCAAAAAUCUGGAACCUCAUAUAACCAAUCAUGAUCUAAGUCAGGCAUUUCGAAAAUUUGGCCGUAUCAUUUCCGCAAGAGUAAUGACAAAUCCAGCGACUGGACAAUCCAAAGGUUACGGGUUUGUAAGUUUUGGUAGAUCAGAGGAAGCAGCCGCUGCCUUAAGAGAGAUGGAUGGGGUAAUGCUGGGUAACAGGUCCAUUAUAGUUGCUUACCAUGAACCUCGAAAAGGUCGAGCAAACGUCACUGGUACCUGCAACACGACUCCAACAGCUCCCUCUACAAACAGCAAUAACUUCAAAAAUAAUAGUCAUCGAAACAGUACUUUCAACAACAAAUUACGAUACCAGCAACAACAGCAAGACCAUCAUAAUAUCAAUCAGAACCAGUUCCAGCAGCAGGAAAAUUUUUAUGCAAAUAAACAUCAUCAACAACAACCCAUGCAAACUAAUCAUGACUUGCCAUCCCUUUCUGCGGCGCCUUUUCAUGCUCAUGGUAUGAAUAACGUGGUUGAAACCAUUCCUCCAAAUAUAAAUUCGAAUUUGAAAGAGCUUUCGAUUGGUCAAAGACCAACAAACCUGCAUAAUGCAUCUGCGACCUCUAGUACAACCAUAAGCUUGCCCCAAAAAAAGAUGCUUGAUGCUGCAUGUACCAACUCAAGCCCUUCCCAAUCCAUGCAACAACAGCACUCUUAUCAUACUCAUAAUAGUAACAAGGUAUCUGGGCCACGAUACUCUUCCUCACCUAUCUCAGGGGGCGCAAGCACCACGGGCCAUUCACUGGCGUCUCUAGCUUCAGGAUUGAGUAUACAACGCCCGCCUCCAUCGCUUGUCAAUCAGCAACAUCCGAUGGCUACAGCUUACUCCUCAUCGUCAUCGUCGUUGGCAUCACCUGUAAAUCACAACAGCAAUAACAGCAGCUGCAAUUUCCUUCACCAAAGUAAUGGUAGUAGUCGUCAUCAACGUCCGACUUUACGCCGAAGAGGUUCCAUAGAAUCGGUGAUGACCGAAUCAAGCGCAAAUAUUCAACGUCUGAAAUUAGAGGAAGCUGUACGUCAAUGCUGCGUUAGGAAUAACUAUAGCAACAACCAAAUUACCGAGAUUGUUGAUAUGUUGCUUACGUUGAAGAGAAAAGACAGGUCAAUAUGCUUGUUUAAUCCGGACUUCUUGCAAAAGAAGGUACAACUGGCCAUAGAGGCGUUGGCCACAUGUCAUGAUUCAGAUGAUGAAGAGAGUAAAAAUGAUGAAAUAGAAGACCGCAGCCGUAGAUUUACAGUAACAAAGAAGAGUGGCAGCCCUCUUCCUAACACUCAAGGAUCCUUCACUCCAUCACCUAUUGCUACUCCGGCUCAACAGCCUAUCUACUACCCAGUAAUCAAUCCAAUGAUGGGCGUCCAUCCUUAUCAUCACAACAAUAAUGUUGCUAUUAAACCACCUAUUGUAAGGGAAUCCAAGGCCAUUCCUAUUGUGGCACCUCCCUCAUUGUCAAGCUCCGAUAAUACAUCUACCGCUCAAAAAUCGAGCAGUUUAACAAAGGAGAAUUUGGUCAAAAAUGAAAAAAUAGCAGCAGAAAACCCACCUACAUCUAGCUCUGCAGGUACAUCUACACUUACUACUGCUGCUACUGAGGUUGAUAAAAAGAUAACCAUCACCACUCCUACCAAUACCAACACGAAUACCAGCGCUAAUACCUCCAAUUAUAACAAUAAUAUUACAACUGCUGAUCAAAAUACUGUAGCAAGCUCUAACGAUGAAAUCGAGACUCUUUUGAACAAUAUCGAAAAUAAGCCGGUACAUGAGAAGAAACAAUUAUUGGGCGAUAAAUUAUUCCCGUUAGUCAAGGCUACAGGGACUAAGCAAGCGCCCAAAGUAACUAUUUAUUUAUUGGAUACAAUUGAUUUACAAAAAUUAGCACAUAUCAUGUAUGAUACCCCGCAAUUAAAAGAGUGUGUCGAGAAUGCUUUUCAAGCUUUACAGAAAUAAUAAUAAUGGAAACAAAUCGAAAUUACUUCGAAUGGAAAGAAUAUUGUCGUUUUUUACAACAACUAAAAGGAAUAAACUACUAAAUUUAAC